AUGAACCCAGACGACAGGGAAAAGACCGCUUUCAUAACAGAUCGCGGCAUCUAUUACUACAAGGUCAUGCCGUUCGGACUGAAGAAUGCUGGAGCAACCUAUCAACGGCUUGUCAAUAAGAUGUUCGCCGAUCAGCUUGGAAAAACGAUGGAAGGUUACAUCGAUGACAUGCUUGUCAAAUCCCUUGAAGAGAAGGAUCAUGUGACUCAUUUACGCAACUGCUUCAAACAGCUCAACUCAAACAACAUGAAGCUCAAUCCGACUAAGUGUAGGUUCGCAGUGACAUCUAGAGAAUUUCUCGGAUACAUGGUAACCCGUCGAGGCAUAGAAGCAAACCCAAAGCAGAUCCUCGCGCUGAUCGAAAUGACCUCACCAAAGACGAAGUUAGAGGUCCAACGGAUUACAGGUCGCGUAGCAGCACUUAACCGUUUCAUUUCCCGCUCAACGGACAAGUGCCUACCUUUUUACGACACCCUGCGCGGAAACAAGAAAUUCGAGUGGAACGACCGGUGCGAAAACUAUUUGUAA
Messenger RNA from Microthlaspi erraticum, 528 nucleotides. The record is from the annotation of a GenBank genome assembly. NCBI's taxonomy places the organism in Eukaryota, Viridiplantae, Streptophyta, Magnoliopsida, Brassicales, Brassicaceae.